Messenger RNA from Schistocerca nitens (vagrant locust), 1488 nucleotides. RefSeq names its product dynein axonemal heavy chain 7-like. Gene Ontology annotation, biological process: microtubule-based movement. NCBI's taxonomy places the organism in Eukaryota, Metazoa, Arthropoda, Insecta, Orthoptera, Acrididae. The record is from RefSeq and is a predicted model, not a curated record. Gene Ontology annotation, molecular function: dynein intermediate chain binding; dynein light intermediate chain binding; minus-end-directed microtubule motor activity. The transcript has 9 exons. Gene Ontology annotation, cellular component: dynein complex. The coding region runs from base 1 to 1488 and encodes 495 amino acids.
AUGGUGAAGGAAACAAAAGGCAAAUUCAGUGCACCAGAUAAUAAAAGGAUGGUCAUUUUAAUAGACAACAUGAAUAUUGUAGAUCCUGAACCACUUGGUGCACAGCCUCCUCUGGAACUUUUGAGAUAUUUCCUGGAGUAUGAAUUCUGGUAUGACUAUCAAGAUUCAAGCAAAAUUACUUUAAAUGAUGUUAUGUUUGUAGCUGCACAACAAAAUGAUGGAGCCAACAAACACAAGAUAUCUUCUCGUGUGCUACAUCAUUUCAAUGUACUUUCAAUUAACACUUUUAAUGAAAACACACUGUCCAGAAUAUUCUCAAAUAUUCUUCUCAUUGCUCUCAAGCAAAAUGGUUUUACACAAGAAGUGUGGCCUACUGUGCAGAACAUGAUUGCAGCUACCAUUGAUAUAUGGCAAACAGCAAAAUCGUGUCUCUUUGCUACUCCCAAAACACCCCAUUACAUAUUUGAUAUGAUGGACAUCUCAAAACUCAUGUAUGGUUGUUCUAUGGUAAAAAGGCCUCCUACAGCUGAAAGGAAUACAUUUUAUGGAAAACUGUGGAUGCAUGAAGCAUUAAGAGUUUUCUAUGAUAGACUUUCAAAUGGUUUGGACAGAGAGACCAUAUUUGCAAAAAUAUGCAGUGCUAUAACUCAGUACUUUCCUGAACCACCUGAAAUAUUCCUCAAUCAUCUCUCAUCAUUUGAUGGAAUGGUAACUGAAGACCUAGUAAAAGGGCUGUCAUUUGGAAAGUAUUUUAAUAUGCAAGAUGAUGAAGUUUCUCAGUGGUAUGAGGAAAUUUUAAACUUUGAUGAUAUCCAAACAACUGCUGAAAGAGUGAUUGAGAAAUAUAAUGAAGAGCAUGAAAUAAAAAUGGAUAUAGUCUUAUUCAGGUCUGCAUUAGAACAUCUCAUCCACCUGUGCCGGAUUAUGGUUACUCCAUGCAGUAACUGUCUUCUUAUUGGAGUUGGAGGCACAUCUCGUCAGACCUUAGUACGUCUUGGUGCUGUCAUAGUUGGAAAUAUUUGUUUUCAGCCAACCAUCUCGAAAGACUAUGGCCUUGAAGAGUGGAGAUCUGACUUGAAACACUGUUUGGUUGAAAGUGGUGGGCACAAUAAAGAAGUAACCCUUAUGUUCAGUGAUUAUCAGAUAAAAUAUGAAGACUUUCUAGAAGACUUAAACUGUCUUGUCAGCACAGGAGAAGUUCCCAAUAUGUUUACAAGAAUUGAAAAACAAGAGAUUUUAGAUAUGGUACGCAGUGCAGCACAAGGAGGUAUAAGCAGUGUUGAGAUCAGUUUGGUUGAAGCUUUCCAGUUUUUUAUCAGCCGAUGCAAACUGAAACUGCAUGUUAUAUUGUCUUUUAAUCACACAUUCAGUGAAUAUCGUAGGCGUCUACACUCAUAUACUAACCUAGUAACUUGUUGUGACUGCAUAUGGUUUGAGCAUUUCCAUACUCAGCUUGGCUCCAUAAACAGUUUAAUGUGUGGUGAUUAA